AUGCAUCGGAUGUUUGAAGACUUGCUUUCUAACAGUGACGAUGACGAAGGAUCUUCAUUCCAUUGGUCCAAAGUGGAUGAGAAUGAAUGGCCUAUUCAUUUGGAACAAUAUCGUAAUCGGAUAGUGGUGAGAUUCUGCGAUUAUACUGGUGAGUUUGUAAGGUUUGUUCGUGAAGCGAGUGCUUAUCGGUUAUGGUCCAAAUCCGAGGGAAGUAAACUGUUUAUUGAUAUAGAAAUGGAACAAGAUGCAUUACCUGAAUUGAUAUCUUCGUUUCAAAAUCUUCCAUAUAAAGUCAUCAUUGAAGAUUUGGCUCAAAGUGUAUUUGAAUCUUAUCCAGAUAAGCAGGAACGAAAGAUGAGGGCCACCACCGAGAAAGAAAUUAAUGAACCUACCUAUCAAAUCACUGAAGAUAUCAUUAGAAUAUCAAAGGAGGAAGGAUUCCAUGCUGCCUCAGAGAUCUUCUUUAAAGAUUAUCGUCCUUUGGAAACCAUUCAAGCUUGGUUAGAUUUAUUGGUCCAAGCAUAUCCUGAAUUAGUUGAACGUCAAUAUCUUGGUGCCACACCUGAAGGAAGAAAAUACGAUCAUAUUCACAUAAGAUCACCUAAUGGAGAACAUAAAGACAAAAGAACAAUUCUUAUCACUGGUGGGACUCAUGCAAGAGAAUGGAUAUCUGUUUCCACUUCACUUUAUGCAAUUUAUGAGAUGGUUAACUUUUAUUCUCAAUACCCUGGACUGGAUGCAGCUCUUCGGUUAGAUUUCAUCAUUGCACCUUUAAUGAACCCGGAUGGUUAUGCUUACACUUGGAGUAACGACAGAUUAUGGAGAAAGAAUAGACAACCCACUGAGUUUAGUGGAUGUGUAGGGAUUGAUAUUGAUCAUUCCUUUGAUUUCCAUUGGACUCAUUCAAGUGAUUGGGCUUGUGGUGAAGAUUACAGUGGUGAAUACGCAUUUGAAGCCAAAGAAUCUUGGUUGUGGUAUCAACACAUGAACACGACGAAAUUCCACCAUAAUAUUUGGGGUUAUGUUGAUCUUCACUCCUAUUCUCAAGACAUUCUCUAUCCUUAUGCAUAUUCAUGCGACGAUCAGCCAAGGGACGAAGAGAAUUUGAUAGAAUUAGCUUAUGGCAUUGCUAAAGCUAUCAGACAACAUUCUGGAGUAUACUAUGAUGUUCUUCCUGCUUGUAUUGACCGUGAUUCUGAUUUGAUUCCUGAUCUUGGAGCGGGCACAGCUUUGGAUUAUAUGUACAAAUAUGGUGCCAUUUGGGCCUUCCAACUUAAAUUAAGAGAUAGUGGUAACCAUGGGUUCCUUUUACCAGCGAAAUACAUUGAACCUGUUGGCUUGGAGACUUGGGAGGGAAUAAGGUAUUUUAUUCGGUUCAUUUUAUCUGAUGACCGCUACAGUUAG
This is a messenger RNA of Lizanozyma spartinae, 1404 nucleotides long. RefSeq names its product putative metallocarboxypeptidase (gene ECM14). Gene Ontology annotation, molecular function: zinc ion binding; metallocarboxypeptidase activity. Lineage: Eukaryota; Fungi; Ascomycota; Pichiomycetes; Serinales; Debaryomycetaceae. The coding region runs from base 1 to 1404 and encodes 467 amino acids. The transcript has 2 exons. The record is from RefSeq and is a predicted model, not a curated record. Gene Ontology annotation, biological process: proteolysis.